AUGGCUGUGCUUGCAGACUUUCUUAUACUCACGGUGAAAAUAUUUGAAUGCAUCAUCCAUUCCCUGCUUCAGUGGGUAAUUAAACCCCCAGAGAAAACGGUCACAAAUGAAAUCUGCUUGAUAACAGGAGCAGCCAGUGCAAGUGGCGUUGGGCACCUUUUGGCACUGGAAUUUGCCAAGAGGGGAGCUACCCUGGUCUUGUGGGAUGUAGACUCAGAGGGUAAUGAAAACACAGCCAGGGAAGCGCGAGAGCUGGGAGUUCGGGCUUAUGCUUACACUUGCGACGUGAGUCGGCGGGAAGAGGUCUACGCUAUUGCUGAGAAGGUGAAAAGAGAUGUUGGAGAGGUCACCAUCUUGGUCAAUAAUGCCAGCAUCAUAACUCAGAAGCCCAUCUUGCAGUUUCCAGACGAGCUUCUAGAGAGAACCAUGAGGACGAACUGUCAUGCUCAUUUUUGGACUGUCAAGGCUUUCCUUCCGCAAAUGAUCCAGAGUGGACACGGCCACAUCGUCACAAUAGCAGGAUCACUGGGGCUCUUUGCAACUGGUUGCAUGGAGGGCUACUGUGCAAGCAAGUUUGCAGUGGUCGGGUUCCAUGAAGCGCUGAGCCAUGAGCUGAAAGCACAAGGCGUGAGCGGCGUGAAGACGACUCUCGUUUGCCCUUAUUUUGGUGACAUUGGCCUGUCAGAAAGCUUUAGAAACAGGCAAGAGGCCACAAUUUCUCCCCUAAAGCCAGGCUCUUGGGUGAAGUCAGCAAUGCAAGGAAUACUUCGUAAUCAGCCCAUGAUCUGUGUCCCCAGAGGGAUAUAUUUUGCAAUGAUAACAAAAAACUUCCUUCCUUGCGAUGUUCAAGUUCUUGUUCAAAAACUUCUGAGGCUGGACAAGUACAUUCCACAGGAAGAUGCAGAUACUCCUAUUUCAAAGAACAGUAUUUGAAGCAGAUAGCUAGUACAGUGCUGAGGAGCACGGAUGACCAACAAGCAGUGCUGUCCUUCCAUCAGCCCCCUGGGGCAUAAUGAGGGGAGGACCACCUGCCCAGACUUGUAAGAUUUCCCCCUGCAGUCCCCCCCUUCUUUCCAAGAACCUCCUGACCUCCAGGAUCCACUGGGAGGGUUUCUCCUGUGAGGCAGAGAGGAGGUAAAGAUCCCUUCUGUGAUUUCAUCUCCACUCAGAGCUCU
Eublepharis macularius is the source of this 1175-nucleotide messenger RNA. RefSeq names its product retinol dehydrogenase 10-like. Lineage: Eukaryota; Metazoa; Chordata; Lepidosauria; Squamata; Eublepharidae. The transcript has 5 exons. The coding region runs from base 1 to 933 and encodes 310 amino acids. Gene Ontology annotation, molecular function: oxidoreductase activity, acting on the CH-OH group of donors, NAD or NADP as acceptor. Gene Ontology annotation, cellular component: lipid droplet. The record is from RefSeq and is a predicted model, not a curated record.